AUGAAAGGAUUUUCAUGUGUUUCAAAUCAAUUGAAGAAAUCGUUAUCUGAGACACUAACUAUCUUCUACCCCCUUGGAGGUAGAAGAGGUGAUUACUUUUCCAUUGAUUGCAAUGAUGAAGGUGCAAUUUACAUGGAAGCCUCAGUGAAUAUUAGCAUGGGAGAGUUCUUAAAUCCACCCAAAUUAGAAUUUCUUAAUCAACUACUUCCAUGUGAGCCUAACAAGUGUCACUCCUACCAAGAAGUCUUGCCCCAACUACUAGUCCAAGUGAACCUUUUCCAAUGUGGAGGAAUAGCUAUUGGCUUAUGCAACCUUCACAUCCUCUUGGAUGCAUAUUCUUGCAGUGCCUUCUUGAAAACUUGGUUUGCCAUUUGCAAAGGGUCAAAGGAAGAAAUAUCAUGGCCAGAUUUCUUUUCUGCUUCUUCUUUCUUUCCUCCAAGAAACACCUUUGGUGUACGUGCUGGCAUGUUAAAUAUUAACAAAGACUCGAAUGUAGAAGCAAAGUGCACUACAAGAAGAUUCAUGUUUGAUUCCAAAAUCAUCAAUGAGCUAAAAGCCAUGUCGACCAGUGAUGACACAGAACCUACACGAUACCAAAUAGUGUCUUCAUUCAUAUGUAAACAUAUGAUUGUAGCAUGCAUGAAUGGAUCUUGUGAUCAAACAAGGCCAGUGGUUGCAUUGCAUGUUGUGGACAUGAGAAAAAGGAUGGGAGAGCCUUUCUCAAAAGGUUCUAUUGGAAAUUUAUUGUGGCCUGCAUUGGUUCUUUUGGAAGAUGUCAACAAGAACACUAAUAUUAUAGAUUUAGUUAGAGUUUUGGAAAAAGAAUUAGGAAAGCUCACUAAGGAGUUGUUUCUAAAAGUGCAAAAUGAUCCUGAUUUUUUAUGGAGUGAUGAGUGUGCACAAUUAAUGCUUGAAGGUAUAGCAACACAAAACCCAAUUACUUUAGUGUUCACAAGUUGGGCCAACAUGGGAUUCGACAAGGUGGAUUUUGGUAGUGGAAAACCGUUGUGGUUGGCUCAAAGAGGAGGGAAUGUUGACACUAAGGAUGAUGAUGCAGAUUUGAGGAUAGAUCUUUCUCAAGAAGGAGAGGAUAAUGGACGACCAUCCAUGAAGACCAUUGGACCUUUGAUUAGGUCCAUGGUUAAGAGGAUUGAGUAA
Molecule: messenger RNA, 1158 nt
Organism: Cajanus cajan (pigeon pea)
Lineage: Eukaryota; Viridiplantae; Streptophyta; Magnoliopsida; Fabales; Fabaceae
Product: akuammiline synthase 2
Source: RefSeq, a predicted model, not a curated record